CUGGUUGGGUUACAAAUGGACAGUCGGUCGGUGAUCGAGUGGCCCAGGUUAGUUACCGUCAUCAUGAAGAUCCUAUUUGCUACCAUGUUGGGCUACUUGCUCCUUGGUUUGGCGCUGUCCCAUGCCAGCUUUGCAACUGCCACAAAUGGAGCGAUUCCAGCAGUGAUUCCGGCAGUGCCCGCUGCUGUUCCUCGCCUGGUUCCCGUGGCCACCAGCCAUCAGUUUGUCACUCGAAACUGGAAUCGAGUUUUCGUGCCCCCCGCCACGGUGGCCACUUAUCCCAACACCUACGUUAAGUACAACGGUGGCUAUCCGGCGUAUCCCGCCUACAAUUACCCAUACUCCGCCACCUAUCCGUACACCUAUCCCUACUACUAUCCCACUUAUAACGUUGGAUAUGGUUACAAGGGUGUCUGGUGAUCGUUGUACUGGGAAAUGUGCAACGUACAUAGCCUACCUUUAAUAUAUUGUGAUAAUACUCGAUACCAAAUGAUAUCAUAUUAUGAAAUAUAUGACAAAUUUAAUCAAAAACUUAAUUCAUAUCUUAAAUUAUAUAGGAUUCAUACAAAAGUUGUUACAAAAUAUGUAUUAUAAAUGAUUGUCUCAAUAUUAAAUAUACGUUUUUCUUUGCCCAUUUAAUGAAUAUGCCCAGAAAUAUUCGAAUAUUUGUUAUUAAGGAAUAUCACACCUGUAUA
Molecule: messenger RNA, 695 nt
Organism: Drosophila mauritiana
Lineage: Eukaryota; Metazoa; Arthropoda; Insecta; Diptera; Drosophilidae
Exons: 2
Coding region: 16-420 (134 amino acids)
Source: RefSeq, a predicted model, not a curated record